Molecule: messenger RNA, 954 nt
Organism: Alternaria atra
Lineage: Eukaryota; Fungi; Ascomycota; Dothideomycetes; Pleosporales; Pleosporaceae
Exons: 2
Coding region: 1-954 (317 amino acids)
Biological process (GO): cardiolipin biosynthetic process
Cellular component (GO): membrane; mitochondrion
Molecular function (GO): cardiolipin synthase activity
Source: RefSeq, a predicted model, not a curated record
AUGUCUGAAGAUUCAAUGUCGCAUCCCGAUCCCGGUGUACAUUCCGAACUGACAUAUCACCCUCCGCCCGCCUCAACUUCCGCCAAACUCGCUACAACCCUAAAGUCCACCCUCAAACUCGACAAACCACGCCACGAGCAAAUCUGGAACAUCCCCAAUAUUCUUACGUUCUCGCGCCUUAUUGCAACUCCCGUUGUUGGAUAUCUGAUCAUACACAACCACCAUCUCUACGCCUUCACCCUCUUUACCUAUGCCGCUUUCUCCGAUCUCCUCGAUGGCUGGAUUGCCCGGCGUUGGAAUCUCCAAACCGUUAUUGGAAGUGUCGUUGAUCCCAUGGCCGAUAAGUUCUUAAUGACAACUCUAGUAACGUGUUUGGCAGUAAAUGGCAGUCUACCAAUGCCACUGGCCGCACUGAUCCUAGGAAGAGAUGUCAGUCUGGCGCUGAGUGCGUUCUACUAUCGGUAUGCCAGUCUGCCGGCGCCCAAGACGAUGGCGAGGUACUGGGAUUUCAGCUUGCCGAGUGCGGAGGUACAUCCCACUACCAUCUCCAAGUUCAACACCUUCCUGCAGUUGAGUUUGCUGGGCACACUGCUCUGCACCAACUUGCUGCACGACCCUUCCGCCACCACGUCUGCGGCGGGUGGCUUGCUCAUGUCGAUUCAAGAUGUGCUGGGAGGCGAAGACGGGGUUAAGAUGAUGAUCCAGGGCAUGUCAGCUAUCGUCGCUAGUACUACACUUUACAGUGGCCUCGAGUAUACAUGGUCAAAGAAAGCAGUGGUUAUCCUGGGCGGAGAUGAAGCCUUGAAAAGAAAGCAAGGUUUCCGCGGUAGGAUGAUCAUGGCAGGUGGAUAUGGUUCUUUCAUUGCGCUCGCAGCGUAUUUGUGGUUCAAUGGCGAGGCUGAAGAGGAUCUGAAGAAGGAGGCCAACAAAAAGCUAGGCAGCAAAAGUGCAUGA